AUGAGCACAGCACCCGCCAGAUCAGCACCCCCGCCUCCCGAGGAAGACUCUCAGGGAGCGUCGCCCAAUGAGAUUCUCCUCGCGGCUGCCAAAAGCGAUAACGAGGGAAUGCUAAAUGAGGCGUUGGAGCAACUGGAGGAUGUGAAUGAGCCUGAUGGCCUCGGCAACACUGCUCUGCACUAUGCUAUACAGCACGGCUCCUCAGACAUUCUCGAAACACUCCUCGACCACGACAGUUGCAACGUAGACAUCAAGAACAGAUUACAAGGCGAUACGCCGUUACAUAUCGCUGUUAGGAAUAGGUUUGAAGACCAGCCUGGUCUUCGGCUGUAUCUCGUUGGAAGCUUACUAGAAUCCGGCGCCGACACAACCCUCCGUAACCGCCACAACGAAAAGCCUGCCGAUAUCCUUCCCCCAGCUUCAGCUUCCGCCGACCCAGAAUCGGACGACGAAAAAGUCCGGAGCAUGCUCCGUCGCGCCCAGGCCCAAGCUUCGAUCGCGCAGAGCGGGGAUGUGGUGGACGAUGAUGAUGGAGAGGUUGAUCCGGAUGAUGUGGCUUCAGAUUCUGAUUAA
This is a messenger RNA of Cryptococcus wingfieldii CBS 7118, 573 nucleotides long. RefSeq lists its product as hypothetical. Bases 1 to 573 code for a protein of 190 amino acids. Lineage: Eukaryota; Fungi; Basidiomycota; Tremellomycetes; Tremellales; Cryptococcaceae. The transcript has 7 exons. Gene Ontology annotation, molecular function: protein-lysine N-methyltransferase activity; p53 binding; histone methyltransferase activity. The record is from RefSeq and is a predicted model, not a curated record.